This is a messenger RNA of Rhagoletis zephyria (snowberry fruit fly), 717 nucleotides long. RefSeq names its product zinc finger CCHC domain-containing protein 10. Gene Ontology annotation, molecular function: nucleic acid binding; zinc ion binding. NCBI's taxonomy places the organism in Eukaryota, Metazoa, Arthropoda, Insecta, Diptera, Tephritidae. The record is from RefSeq and is a predicted model, not a curated record.
UCGAACAUUCCUAUUCGUAGUGUAUUGUGAAAAACAUUUAGUUAUAAAUAAAUAAAAUCGCCGGUAUUCCAUACCGGAAUGUCGAUGCACUUAAAAAGCAUACAAAUGACACUUGUAGGUCUAGCAGCUCGAAAACUUUCUAUAAAGAAGCGCAAUGCCAAGUUGGCCGCAGCUUUUCCAAAUGGUGUGCGUUGCCAAAAGUGCUUGCAACUAGGACAUUGGUCCUAUGAAUGUAAGGAGAAACGCAAAUUUGUGCACCGGAUGUCGCGCACGAAACAGCUGAAGAAACGUAUAGCCGAGAAAAUAAAUGCUGAAGCUAAUGGAAGCGCUGCAGUUAGCACCACCAGCGAAACGACUAAGUCAUCCAAAUCGAAACGCGCGAAACGUGCACGCACUUCCUCAGGAUCUUCAGUAGUCGAUGGAUCGCAAGAAUCAAAUUCAGAUUCUCAAACGUCAUCAGAUUCAAAUGAUAGUGGCUCUUCGGAUUCUGAUGAAGAUUCAUCGAGCGACAGUAGUUCUUCAGAUUCAGAGAGCGAUAGCGGUAGUAGUGAUGCCGGUUCUGGCAGCAAUUCUAGUAAUUCAGAUACCAGCGACUCAAGCGAUUCAAGUGAAUCAUCCAGCUCCGACGAUGAGGGCCAAACACCAACAAAAAAGAAAAAGCAUCAGCGUACCUCGAGCUCAUCCAGCGAUGACGAUGGUAUUUGAUUUAAAAGCUUU